Messenger RNA from Penaeus monodon (black tiger shrimp), 1161 nucleotides. RefSeq names its product cGMP-dependent protein kinase, isozyme 1-like. Lineage: Eukaryota; Metazoa; Arthropoda; Malacostraca; Decapoda; Penaeidae. Gene Ontology annotation, molecular function: ATP binding; cGMP-dependent protein kinase activity. The record is from RefSeq and is a predicted model, not a curated record.
GAGCGGCGGCAGCGGCUCGAGCGGCCCCUGUCAGUCUGUCGCAGAUCCUCGAGCGACCCGUGUAUGCCGGCGCCGCGUCCGUUGCCGCAGCGCCCUCCGUGUCGUCCGCCUCCGGCCAGCCCCCGCCGUCCCCCCGCCCGCCCCGCCACCACGCGCCCGCCGGCCCCCAGGAGCCCCCCGCAAGGGCGCCCCCGAAGCAGGCGUGCCCCAUGCCGGUGGCCACGAUGGGCAAUGGCACGUCAGGGCACUCUGGCGGAGGCCACCACCACCACCACGCGCACCACAACCACGGCGGCGCCCCCCCCGCGGCGCCGGGGGGGGCUGGCCCCGGGAACGGCCGCGGCGGAGGGGGAGGAGGGGGUGGAGGCCCCGCCGCCAAGCCCGUGUACCCCGAGGACUACAACUACCUCAAGGGGCUAGUGCCCGAGCUCAAGAGUGACAUCAGGGAGCGCGACCUCCGCAUCGACCUCCUCGAGUCCGAGAUGCUGGACCUCCGGCGGCAGGUCAAGCGCAAGACGGAGGAGCUCACGAGGCUGCAGCGGGAGGUGCACAAGCUGAAGAGCGUCCUCCAGCAGCAGGCGGUCCGGUUCCACGAGCAUGGCGACCUCCUGGCCACCCUGCACGAGCAGCACUCCAUGGCCGGCCAGGGCUCCAUGACCAAGAAGCAGGGCGUCUCCGGAGAGUCCUGCUUCCAGAAUAAGACGGCGGAGAAGAUACACAUCCAGAGAUUCGACAAGGACUUCAGCCGUGACCAACUCCAAGCUGUGGGUGCUGGACCGCCGCGUGUUCCAGCAGGUCAUGAUGCGCACCGGCCUCAAGCGCAUCGAGGAUAACAUCAACUUCCUCACCUCCGUGCCACUCCUGCAGAACCUCAACAAAGACCAUCUGAGCAAGAUCGCCGAUCGGCUCGAAGUUGAUUUCUAUGCUCCCGGAACCUACAUUAUCCGACAGGGAACUAGUGGAGAUUCCUUCUACAUCUUGCGCUCAGGGAAGGUCCGAGUUACGCAGCGGAUACCAGGCAAGGGCGACGAGGAGGAGAUCCGCGUCCUGGAGAAGGGCAGCUACUUCGGCGAGCAGGCGCUGCUGCGGGAAGAGUGCCGCACCGCCAACGUGAUCGCCAUGGCACCCGGCGUCGAGUGCCUCACGCUGGAUCGAGAGUGA